Messenger RNA from Acanthopagrus latus (yellowfin seabream), 2879 nucleotides. Its product is annotated as GTPase IMAP family member 7-like. NCBI's taxonomy places the organism in Eukaryota, Metazoa, Chordata, Actinopteri, Spariformes, Sparidae. The record is from RefSeq and is a predicted model, not a curated record. Gene Ontology annotation, molecular function: GTP binding. Bases 71 to 895 code for a protein of 274 amino acids. The transcript has 2 exons.
AAUACAAGAGUCAGAAGAAGACAUCCACAGUGACAGAACAUCAACUGUCAGCUUCCUUUACAAGACAAACAUGACCAGUGAGGAUAUUUUACUCUCUGACUCCUCACAGCUGAGGAUCGUACUCAUCGGGAAGGUUGGAGCUGGGAAGACUUCGGUCAUGAACACCUUCCUGAGGAGCUCCGAGGAAAAUGAGAAACCUGUUUCUUGCGGGACAGAACCACAUCAAGUCCAGAUCGCAGGACGAUCUGUGGUCCUUGUCGACACUCCUGGUCUGUGCAGCACAGAACAAACAGAUGAGGAGGUGAUGAAGGAGAUCGAGCGUCGUGUCUCCCUCGCUGUUCCUGGACCUCAUGUGUUCCUGUUUGUCCUCAACUGUCUGGACAGAUUUACAGAAGAAGAACAGGACAUGGUGAAGAUGAUCAAGACGACGUUUGGAGAACACGUUACAGAUUACACUGUGGUUCUGUUCACGUGUGGAGACGAACUGAAGAGAGAUGGAAAACUGAUAGAAGACUUCAUUAAGGACAGCAGAGCUCUCAGAGGCUUUGUUGGUGAAUGUAAAGGGGGACACCAUGUGUUUGAUAACAGAAACCAGGAUCCAUCUCAAGUCACAGAGCUGCUGCAGAAGAUCAGCAUCAUGGUUCAGACUAACGGAGGAAAGUGCUACACUGCUGACAGCAAAGACAAAGGUGCCAGACUUAAAAAGAGAAUCGCUGUUACAACAGGCAGCUCUGCGGUGGCUGGAGCGGCUGUUGGAGGGUUAGUGUCGCACUUUGUUGGGAGCCCGUUGGGAGCUGCAUUAGGUGCUACAGCUGGAGGAGUAGUUGGAGCUACAGUAGGAGGUGCAGGGAUACUUGCAGUGGAACACGCUAAACAUCAAUGUAUGAUACAGUAAACUUACAUAAUUCACAUCAUGUAUCAAUCAAGGAGAUAAUAAAUUAGCACGGAGCUGAUAUUCAGGAUGACCAAAUGAACAGUAGCAUGUCAGAAAAAGGGAAAUUAAUUGAAAUUGCUGUACUCAAAACACUAAAGUCACUUAAGUUUCCUUAACAGAAGCCAGGAUUGUAUUCACAGUUGCUGCUGACACGCCUGCUGUCAUAAUGCUGAUAAAGAGAGCGCAGAUCAGCGGACGGCCUCCUCUCAUCGCCCGACAUAAACCACCGCAGAUCAAUAACAUCCCAAAGUAUCAGAAGACGCAACGCAACUCCUGGUCCAAGCUCUGGUCGUCUCCCUCCUGGACUCUCAGCCUCUGAGACUGAACCACUGCAGUGUAUCCAGAACGCUGCAGCGCCUCGUUUACAAUCCACCCAAAUUCUCCCAUGUGACCCGCCUCCUCCGUGACCUCCACUGACUUCCUGUUGUGGCCCGCGUCUGAUUCCAGAUGAUGGUUCUGGACUUCAAGUCCGUCAACAGAACUGCACCGUCUUCCUCCAAACCCUGGUCAGACCACACGGCCCAGAGAGCACUGCACUCUUCUACAUCAGCGGGCCGGCUGGUACCACCAUCGCUGAGAGCAAACAGAGCUGCUCAGAGAAGUCACCACUCUUCUCUGUUCUGGAGCCUCAGAGGAGGAACCGAGUCCAGACCAGCGUCAGGACAGCAGAGUCUCUGUGUCUGCAGCAGGAGACUCAGGACUCACCUGUUCAGACUUCACCUGGACCUGCAGAGCAUCACUGCCUCCCAACAGCCCCAAAAAUACAAAAAUAACUGUAUCAUAUCAUAUGCUGUCAUAUCAUCACACUUCUAUCACAGCAUUUAUGUACUUAAAGUAUUUUUGACAAACAGCAGUUAUGAUCCUCAGAUGACGGCUCGACAAUUGUUUCUUUAUCUCUUUUUGCUCCAUAGACGGUGAUGUCGUGUUUCUCUCUUGUGACAAAUGUACUUAUUGUAAGUCACUUUCGACAAAAGCGUCUGCUAUAUGUCCUAAAUGUAAAUGUAAGGUGACUUCUUUAAUUCAAAGCUCACAGCAACAUGUAUACAAAGGUUAAUGGUGAGAAAGAACGAGAGACACGAGCGACUUUCACACUGAACUAAAUCAGACUGCAGUGCUGAAACUGACAUCAUGUGACUCUGAUCCACGACGUGUUCACAAUAUAUACAAAAGAUUCAUUUCUAUGUAUUUUCACAUCAAAAUACACUCAGACUAAAUGUCACGUGUGCUUCUGUUAAUUUGAACAAACUUAUUUGAAUCAACAAUAUCACUCAGCUGUCAAUCAAGCUUCCUCUUAAAGCAGCUAGCAGGUGCUGAUAACUCAUGUCAGGAAGAUGCUGCAGGAGAGUUUCACACAGACAGAAAAUCUAUCUGUGGAUUUAAGUGAGACUGGAUCAUGAUUCAUGGAGAAAUGUUUUCUGGUUUAACCCUUUUACAGAGCGUCCUGAUGAACAGACGGCUACAGUUGUUGCUGAAGUCACUGCUAACAGAAGCUAACUGUACUGGACUCUAGUUCAGUAGUUCAAAUUCUACGCUGACACUCCUUCAAACACCAACAAGUAUUCUGGAGUCCCUCCCUUCCUGACUUUUACAGGAACAUGUGAUGCCAAAGCAAACGGUUUUAGUGGCAGUAUUCAGACAGUUUAACAUGUCAGGGAAAUAUCUGAUAAUGCUAAGCUAACUGAUGUUAUUUAGGUACUCUUUUAGUCAAAUGUAAUGUUAGCAUGGAACUUUAUAGCUUGAGCUUUUUUGUGUCUUUGAGUAAAUGUAGUUUAGACUGAAUCAUCAUCACACAGAAGUCAUGGCAGCUAUGUUGACUGAGGGAUGGUAGACGUGCAGAUUCUCUACCUGAUGCUCUCAGACACACCUGCUGACAGUCAGUCAGUGGCUCUCACAUCAUUAUUAGACUUGAGCAUGAGCGCCCCCUGGUGUCUGUGUGCACUCUGUG